AGAACGGGUGAUUUGGUGGGCGCAGUUUAAGGCAGUAUUAAUUCUUUGUUAUGUGUCAUUUAAUUAUCUUCCUGAAUCCUGUUUUGUUCAUCAUUUGCGAACUUUGUUGCUGCGAGUUGCGGGGCGCUAACUUGUGGGAUUAGUUUGCAUGCAACCCGUCGGCGGAGGCUCACUGUGGUGGGAUGGGCUGUGAGGUGUUCAAGAUGGCGGCGCCCUGUGGAGUGGAGCUACUCUAACAGAGGUGCCUGGAGACUGUGUUGGUGGGUGGCCCCAGGAGUCCUCCAGGCAGCCAGGGACAGACACCGUGACAGAGACCCUGCCUCCCUCCCCCCAGCACUGCCACCACCAUGGCCAGGGAGCAGCUCAACAUGGGGGAGCUCCUACCGCUCCUGGAAACCUCCGACCUCCACCAGCUAGAAGAGAUCCGAGGCCUUAUCAAUGAGCAGCUGAGCACUGAGCGAGGAUCUAUGCUGCUCAACGUGCUGGUGGACUACUUCUUGGAAACAAACUCUACCCAAACCAUCCAUAUCCUCUCCUCUGUCAGAGAGCCACACGAUAAGCACCUUCUUGACAAGAUGAAUGAGUGUAUGACCAAACAGGCUUGCCGACUGCCCACCCUCACCCUGCUUGGCCACGUUAUCCGCAAGCAGCCGUCCUGGAUCCACAAGAUCGCUCGAUACCCUCUGCUGCUCUCGCUGCUCAAAUGCCUAAAGACGGACACAGACGUUGUGGUGCUGAUAACCGGCGUGCUGGUGCUGAUCACCCUGCUGCCCAUGAUACCUCAAGCUGGCAAACAACACCUUUGGGAGUAUUUUGACAUUUUUGGUCGACUGGCUUCCUGGAACCUUAAGAAUCCUGGACAUGUGUCAGAGGUCUACCUGAUCCACCUGCACGCCAGCGUCUACUCCCUCUUCCAUCGUCUCUAUGGCAUGUACCCGUGCAACUUUGUGUCCUACCUACGAUCCCACUACAGCAUGAAGGAGAACAUGGAAACAUUCGAGGAGGUCGUGAAGCCAAUGCUUGAACAUGUGCGUAUACACCCAGAACUGGUGACAGGAACAAAGGACCACGAACUCGAUCCGACCAGGUGGAAAAAGUUUGAAGUCCACGAUAUCGUAAUUGAAUGUGCCAAAGUGUCUCUAGACCCAAAGGAGGCUUCCUGUGAGGAGGGGUAUGCCACCAUGCCUGAGAACGUUUACCCCCAAAUCCACGUGCGACCUCAAGACUGCACUUCCAGCCCCUACGCAGACCUCCAGAGCAGCUAUGGCAGCUCAUCUUCGACCCCAUUCUCGACUCCCCGGCAGCCGCUCCCCCCGCCCUUGUCCUUGCCUCCCUUCUCAGGGACACAGUCCUCCUACCGCAGCCCACAGACCUCCAGACGCCAGAACUCCACCUGUGAACUCAACUCUUCCUGUGGGGCGAAGGACCCUCUGUGGAGCCCCUCCUCCCUGUGUGGCAUGGCCACGCCCCCUUCCUCCAGGGGCAUGUCACCCAACCUGGAGCUCUCCUAUAGUGCCUCACACCUUCCCAGCCGCUUCCCCUGCACAUCAGGAGGGAAAGGAACACCUGCCUCCAGCACCCCAGCCACAUCCUCUCCACCUCCCACGCUGUCAGACGACUUCCCCAUAGUCUCCUUACCAGCCUCCACAGUGCAGUCCAGCCCACCAAGAAAGGAUCGCCGACAUGGAGAAAACAGUAAGCCUGCACUGGUGAGACAGGAGCCAGUGAAAGAUACAGAGAAGAUCUCAGAAGUGACUGCAAAUAGAGGAGCUGCUGAGAACAUCUCCAUGACUUUGACAGAACUGUCUGUCUUCAUGGAGAAACAGGAGGAGGAGGAGAGGGCGCUUCAGCUGAGAACAGAGAAAGAACGGGAAGAGGCUGCUAUCACGGAGGAGCUGCUGAAGAUCACUGAGGAGAAGCCGGAGCUGUCUGCUCUGAGGGGCUUUGACUCUCCUUUCUAUCACACCACUGAAACACUGACUGGCAGUCAGAUACAAGACGAGACCAUCCCCAGCGCGCAGCCUGGUCCCGUCCAGGACACGCACAAUGUCUUAUCAACACCAGACAAAGCUGAGAUUGCUGCCGGCACCAGUGUUGCUGACGGUGAGAGAGGAGUGGGCGGUGCAGGAGGAGACAGCCUCGAGCAGUCCUGGUCCUUCCAGUCGUGUUUCACCCCCAUCGAUCACCACCUCCAUCGUAGCCCCUCCGCUCCGGAUGACGAGGUGGAAAAGUUUGGCAUGUUCUCCCCAAGCCCGUGUAGCAAGACCCCAGCUCCGGUGCCAUACGAGUCGUUCUUUGACCUGGCUCUGCCCAGGGCCGCCUCGCUCUUCAUGGGUCAGAAGACUUUGGAAGCGGUGCGCAAGGCAGCAUUGGAGAGGCUGUCUCAGCAGGAGGAGGGUCUGGAGGACGGAGAGGAGGAAGGCCUGGUGGCGGCUUCACCACUGGAGGUGCUGGAUCGCAUGGUUCAGCAGGGGAGCGACGCUCAUGACAAAGUUCUUAAGAGAUUACCUUUGCCAAGCAAGUCAGCUGACUGGACACACUUUGGAGGCUCGGCUCCGCUGGAUGAGCUCCACACGCUGCGCAGCCAGCUGCUCCUGCUCCACAACCAGCUGCUGUACGAGCGCUACAAGAGGGAGCAGCACGCCGUCCGCAACCGACGCCUCCUCCGACGCAUCAUCAACGCCACGGCGCUGGAGGAACAGAACAACGCCAUGAAAGACCAGUUGAACUUGCAGAGCGUGGACAUCUUGUCUCUGAGGGAGAGUCUGCAGGUGGAGCAGCAGCGCUACCGGCAGCUGUGGGACGACCGGGAGACGGUGGUGACCAAGCUGCACAGCCAGAUCCGGCAACUGCAGCAGAGCCGAGAUGAGCACUACACCAAGAACCAGGAGCUCCAGAUUAAGUUGCAGGAGAAUCAGAAAAGGAUGGAUGAACUGGAGGCAGAUCUUCAGAGGGCCAACAACAAAGUCUGUCACACUGGACACUUACUCAACCAGACGAGCAUUAAGUUGAGCAACAGUGAAAGCACCCAGCAGCAGAUGAGCUUCCUGAACAAGCAGCUGCUGCUCCUCGGGGAGGCGCAUAAGCUGUCCAUGCAGGAGGUGCACCACACGGGAGCUGAUAAUACCAAGGAGACGCAGAUGCUUCAGGAGUCCUAUGGCAAAGAGGUGGAGACGCUGAAGCAGAGCCUCCUGGUUCAGGGCCAGAAACUGGAGGCGGCGCAGCAGAGAGUCACUGAGCUGGAGACACACCUGUCCAAAAAGGAGCACCUCAUUGCAGAGCAGAAGAAGUUCCUUGAAGAUGUGAAGUGUCAAGCAAAGGCAGAGCUGCAGGCCUCAGACAGCAGGUAUCAGGCUCAGAGGAGAAUCACUCAGCUGCUGCAGACUGAGCUCCUGCAGCUCUACAGCAGGGUGGAGAUGGAGGCUCCAGCCAGCAGCAGCUCUGGCUCACCAGCAGGGGGCGGCGUUGACACACACACUUGUGCUGACGCCAGUAUCACGGUGCAAGAUGGACCAAGUAAAGCUCACACCAACGAGGAGAUGGGCAGCAGAGGCUCUCCUCAGGGCAACGGCAGCACUUUAUCGCCAGGGCAACCCAAGGUGAGCAACUCUUCCAAGUCGACAGCCAACUCGUUCAACGGCAGCCAGGACCUCGCCCCGCCCCUGCUGCUGGAGCCCUCUCUGUCCUGUCCAUUUGCCACCCCGCUCACGCCCCUGGCCCCCGCCGACGCCCCGCUCACUGUGGGCUCCUACCCCAGCGCCAAGAGCUUCCUGGGAAUGAGGGCGCGUGAGCUGUUCCGCAACAAGAGCGAGAGCCAGUGCGACGAGGAGCCGCCCCCGCCGCACCUGGCCGGCCUCGCCCACGUGCUGAAGACUGAGCUUUGCGUGGAGCCGCCGUGCACAGCGCUCACGGCCCCCGCCGGCCCCGUAUCUUCUCCCAUUCCAAGCUCGUCCCCGGCCCCAGCUGCCGCCCCCGCUCCUCUCACUGUGUUCACCAAGGAACCCCCACCUGAACGCAGGCAGCGGGCGUCCAGUCAGGAAAGCCCUCGCAGGAGGGCAGUGGCAGGACGCGGCCAGGCGGGGGCGACUCGCCUGCGGCAGCAGCAGCUCAAGAUCAUGGACUACAAUGAAACACAUCAUGAGCACAGUUAGAGACACAGAACUGAGCCGGACGCGGGGCGAGCUGGGAGAGGCUGAGGAUUAACAAUAGAGAAGAGCUACAAAUCAGCAAAAGAGUAACAUGUCAGCAAGUCUUCAGUGUUAUUUGUUCCAUUCCCAUGAGUGGACAACAGGAUUUCCCCUUUUCUCAUGUGUUCCCCUGAAGAAUUCAGAGUAAGGCUCUACUUAGGAAUAUUUUUAUAAACAGCAGAUGUAAUAAAUUUCCGAUGGAGGCGACCGACUAACGAGCCGAAUUACAAAAAUGCACAAUUUCCCAAAGAACAAACAAAAUAUUUAAAGAGCUUCACAACAAACGAAUUAACCGAGACAAUGGGAAAAUGUUUUAUUGCGUUGGAUCUGAGCGUCUUAGAGACAGUGUCACCAUCGGUUUCAGUCUGUAUCUGCUGGUUCCUGGGGACCGACCCUUUAUGUCCAAGUCAGUGUCAUCAGCUGGACGUGAGCUUGGCCAUCAUUCGUUUCCUUCAUUGUGUUGCGCUAAAGUGAUUUCAGAGGUGGAGGAGCUCAGAGAUCUUUGCUUUAUUCCAGGAGAACCUGGAAUGUGCCCUUUGAAUGAGUCGAAACCUUCCUUGUGUUUGGUCAAAAAGAAGCUGGCAAGGAAUGAGUUGGAUGUGAUGUGCUUCUCAUACAUCAGCAAACGAAAGGAGGAAAGUGUUUGAGGUUCAUGAAAUGGAAAAACCUAAACUUUUUAAUGAAUUCAACAGUUUGUCCCAGGUUUAUUUUUUAUCUUUUCCCAUAUGACGUACACACACACACACACACACACACACACACACACACACACACGCACACACACACACACACCUACAUAUCCUACACCAGAGACCACGUCAGGUCAGUCCAUGAAAACCCUCUUGUUUUUUAUUGCCAGCUGAUUUUGGAAGUGCCAUUAAAACGUAUUUGUUCUGGCUUUAUUCAGACAAAUAGACGUGUUGUUUCUGUUUAGGUGUGGUGUAAAGUGUGGGAAACCACGUUACCUGUCUAAUACUUUAUUUUCCUCGAGUCUGAUAAACGUCCUUACCUCCAUUAGCGUUGGCGUUAGAUCCUGUUGUCCACUGGGAACUCCUGCUGUCAUUUUCUUCUGCCUCGCUAUCUAAAGCAUGUUCAACAAUCCACUAAACGCCAGCUGUAACAAGACAGAAGGUACAAUCAGCACAAACUGAAGACACCGGGACUCGAAGCGAAGCUGGAUAUUCUGGGACAAAAUGGCAAAAAUGAAGUUUUAAAGCAGUGGCUUGUGUUUAACUGUGAACAAUAAAGAUCGUCUUUAAUGUUUUGCACUACAA
Molecule: messenger RNA, 5461 nt
Organism: Betta splendens (Siamese fighting fish)
Lineage: Eukaryota; Metazoa; Chordata; Actinopteri; Anabantiformes; Osphronemidae
Gene: tsc1b
Product: TSC complex subunit 1b
Exons: 22
Coding region: 348-4151 (1267 amino acids)
Biological process (GO): negative regulation of TOR signaling; regulation of cell cycle; negative regulation of cell population proliferation
Cellular component (GO): TSC1-TSC2 complex
Source: RefSeq, a predicted model, not a curated record